AUGGAGCAAGUGAACGAAGAUUAUUCGGCUGUGCCAGCGACCAGCGAGGAUUCAAAAAGUAUAAAAUCUAUAAGCAAGGAUAAUGUUCAUAAAAUUUGUUCAGGGCAGGUUAUUGUAAGCUUGUCAAUUGCUGUUAAAGAGCUAGUAGAAAAUUCCAUAGAUGCUGGAGCAACAAGUGUGGAAGUCAAGUUAAUUGAUUACGGCAAGGAAUCGAUAGAGGUCAGUGACAAUGGCCACGGUGUUGAAGACCACAACCUGGAAGGAAUGACCGCUAAAUAUCACACCUCCAAACUUCGAGAAUUCACUGAUUUACAGUCGGUUGUUACAUUUGGGUUUCGGGGGGAGGCUUUGAGUUCUCUCUGUGCUUUGGCAAACAUGACCAUUAUUACGCGGCACAAAAAUACGGAUGUUGGUACAAAAAUUGAAAUGGACCACGAAGGAAAUAUUAUAAGCCGGACUCGUUGUGCUAGGUCUAUCGGAACCACUGUGAUAUUAGCAAAUAUUUUUGAAAAGCUUCCUGUUAGAAGACGUGCUUUUGUGAAGAAUGUUAAAAAGGAGUUCACCCAAAUGUGUCAAAUUCUACAAGCGUAUGGCUUAGUUUGCAAAGGGGUGCGAAUAAAAUGCACGAAUCAGACGAACAAAGGAAACAAGGUUGUCGUAAUACAAACACAGGGCUCUGACAACGUCUCUUCCAAUAUUUCAGCCGUAUUUGGUAGUCGUCAGGCAAACGAUGUUCUAGAAAUGAAGUCCCCACUACGGGGUAGUGAUAAUAAAAACAGGGACGUUGACGAGCUGCUCGAGGAGUUGCAACAAGAUUUAGGUGACUCCAUACGCCUCACCAGGGAAGAUGUUAAACGAAUGUUGCGUUCUGAGUUCGAGGGUUAUAUAUCUAGUUGUGCACACGGAAGUGGGCGAUCAUCAAAGGAUAGGCAAUUUUUCUACGUAAAUUCCAGACCAUGUGAUCCUAAGAACAUUUCUAAGGUCGUAAAUGAAUACUAUCAUCGUUAUAAUCCUCAUCAGUUCCCCUUCGUAUAUCUGAACAUUGUUACCGACCGUGAAUCGGUUGAUGUCAAUUUAACACCCGAUAAGCGACAACUGCACAUUAACAACGAGAAAAUUCUUAUGGCAUUAAUCAAGAAGGCGUUGGGUAUAACAUUUUCCAGCAUCCCAUCUACAUAUAAAAUGCAAAAUACAACAAUCGCCGGUAUGAUAACGAUGGAACAAAACUCUCCAAAAAUGAAGUCGGCUGAAGAACAAGUCCCAUUGGAUGAUGAGAAGGAUGAUAUUUAUCCAACAUCCACACAGACAUUUUCUCAAGUGCUAUCGCAGUGGAAACGUACGGGAGAUACUGGGGGUACCGUGAUAUCGUCUACAAAAACAUCUAAAAGAAAAUGUCACGAAACCGAAGAAAUAAGGACUAGAACAUUAAAAAUGAUCAAAAUACAGGCAUUUUUAAAAAAGGAGCAACCCGAGAAGGGGCUGAGUUUGCAACCUUAUAAAUCUGAAUCUGAGGAUGACGAAAAUGAACAAGCUAACGAUGGAAUAUUUGACCAAAAUGACAAAUUAACAACUUCUUCGAAUGCAGAUGAAACGCAAGUAAUGUAUACAAAAUCGACCGAAAUCAUAAGCGAACAUGCUCCAGAAUCACUCGAUGACUCCUUUGGGAAAUUUUUGGAAAAUUCAUCGGAUAUUGAAACACAUAUUGCACUCGAUGAUAGCGAUGUCGAGAAUUAUAUCCCAAGGAUAACGUGCAAUGAAAUGAAAAUCUCAAUAUCUGAAAUUGAAUCAAUAUUGCAAAAGGAACACGAAUUUGAACAGAAAAUGCAACAAAAAUCAAAAAUGGAGCGUUUGCGUUUUAAAAGUGAAAUUAAUCCAAUUCAAAAUAAAACUGCAGAAGCAGAACUGCAAAAAGAAAUAAGUAAAUCACACUUCGCGAGUAUGGAAAUAUUGGGUCAAUUCAAUUUAGGUUUCAUCAUCACAAAACUGGAUGCAGAUCUCUUCAUUGUUGACCAGCAUGCUACGGACGAAAAAUAUAAUUUCGAAACAUUGCAGAAAACAACGCAACUGCAUCACCAACCAUUAGCUAUUGCUCAGCCCUUGGAAUUGACUGCUGUUAAUGAAAUGGUAUUAAUAGACCAUUUGCCAAUAUUUGAGAAAAACGGCUUCAAGUUCGAAAUCAAGCACGAUGCGCCGCCAACAAAAAAGAUCAGUUUGCUUGGUAAACCAAUGAGCAAAAAUUGGGAGUUUGGAAAGGAGGAUAUAGACGAGUUAAUUUUUAUGUUACAAGACGCUCCAGAGGGAACUAUGUGCCGUCCAUCUCGUAUACGAGCCAUGUUCGCUUCACGGGCAUGUCGAAAAUCCGUCAUGAUUGGCACAUCUCUGAAAAAAUCAACUAUGGAAAUGUUGGUAAAGCACAUGGGAGAAAUUGAGCAACCAUGGAAUUGUCCCCAUGGACGCCCGACGAUGCGACAUCUAAUAAAUUAUGCCUUGUUGAAAGACAGCGAUGUUUGCAACGACGACCCAAAGGCAACGUGUUCCAAUUAA
Molecule: messenger RNA, 2544 nt
Organism: Musca vetustissima
Lineage: Eukaryota; Metazoa; Arthropoda; Insecta; Diptera; Muscidae
Gene: Pms2
Product: mismatch repair endonuclease PMS2
Exons: 6
Coding region: 1-2544 (847 amino acids)
Biological process (GO): mismatch repair
Cellular component (GO): MutLalpha complex
Molecular function (GO): ATP hydrolysis activity; mismatched DNA binding; ATP-dependent DNA damage sensor activity
Source: RefSeq, a predicted model, not a curated record